Sphenostylis stenocarpa is the source of this 1350-nucleotide messenger RNA. The record is from the annotation of a GenBank genome assembly. NCBI's taxonomy places the organism in Eukaryota, Viridiplantae, Streptophyta, Magnoliopsida, Fabales, Fabaceae.
AUGAUGGCAGGGGAAGGAGCAUCGAGAACCCCAUUCCUCUCUCGCAGAAACCCUUCGACUAUCACUACUCGCGUUCUCCUCAUCAUCGCUUCCAUGUCCCUGCUCGCAGCCUUCAUCCUCGCCCUCUACUACUCCUCAGCCCUAACCUCCUCCUCGCCGCUCCCUCACCCCGUCAUCAUCCUCAUUUCCUCCGACGGCUUCCGUUUCGGCUACCAGUUCAAGACCCCCACUCCCAACAUCCACCGUUUGAUCCUCAACGGCACGGAGGCUGAAACCGGCCUCAUCCCUGUCUUCCCCACCCUCACAUUCCCCAACCACUACUCCAUUGUCACCGGCCUCUACCCUCCCCACCACGGCAUCAUCAACAACGUCUUCUACGACCCCUUCACCGGCGAUAAGUUCUCCAUGUCCAACCACGAUCCCAAGUGGUGGGGAGGCCAGCCCCUCUGGGAGACCGUCCUCCUCAACGGCCUCUCCGCCGCCACCUACUUCUGGCCAGGCUCCGAGGUCCACAAAGGCCCCUGGACUUGCCCCAAGGCCUUCUGUCAACCCUACAACGGCUCUGUCCCCUUUGAGGACAGAGUAGACACCGUUUUGAACUAUUUCGAUCUACCCUCUCACCAAAUUCCAUCUUUUAUUACUCUCUAUUUUGAGGAGCCUGAUCAUCAGGGUCACCAGGUUGGACCUGAUGGUUCCGAGAUCACUGAUGCUGUGGCCAGAAUUGACGCCAUGGUAGGGAGGCUCAUCCAGGGUUUGGAAAAGAGAGGGCUUUACGAGGAUGUUCAUCUUAUCUUGGUUGGUGACCAUGGCAUGGUUGGCACGUGUGACACAAAGCUUGUCUUUUUGGAUGAUUUGGCACCUUGGGUUCAUAUUCCUCGAGAUUGGGUCCAUUAUUUCACUCCAUUACUCGCUAUUCGCCCCCCUCCUUCUGUUGAUCCAGCGUAUGUUGUUGCUAAGAUGAAUGAAGGGUUGAGCUCGGGGAAGGUGGAGAAUGGGGGCAGGUUGAAGGUUUAUUUGAAGGAGGAUUUGCCUGAGAGGCUUCAUUAUUCGGACAGCGAUCGGAUUACGCCCGUUAUUGGUUUGGCUGAUGAGGGUUUCAAGGUCGAGCAGAAUCGAACGGGUAAGAAGGAAUGUGGCGGUGCUCAUGGUUAUGACAAUGCGUUUUUCUCCAUGAGGACUAUUUUUAUUGGACAUGGUCCAAGAUUUGCCAGAGGGAAGAAGAUACCCUCCUUUGAGAAUGUUCAGAUUUAUAAUCUGAUUACUUCCAUUCUUGACAUUAAGGGUGCGCCUAAUGAUGGUUCUGCAUCGUUUCCGGAUUCUGUUCUUCUGCCUAGUGCCUCACGAACUUAG